AUGGCUAUGACCAAAGUGAAAGCUUGGGCGGCUGGCACCGACUCAUUCCUUGGUUCUUUGAGAGCAGGCACAACUGCACACAGCGUCAGCCCUCGGGCUGUGUGGCAGAUCGGCAAUGUGUUCCAGUGCACCAUCCCUUGGAUUCAACGCUUCAUGAGAUACAACUACUAUUGCUGGUACUGUUUCUUUGAUACCUGGAACGACCGGAUGGAAGACUUAGACAAGUGCUGCAGGUUUCGUGCCAACUGCUAUGCUCAGGCCAGUAACAUGAAAAACUGUACCUUCCACUUAGGUGACCCGUUCAAGACCUUCUACUCAUACUCCUGUUCUGGAGCUGUGGUCACAUGUAGUGAUGAAAAUGAUGCCUGUGAGGACAUCAUCUGCAACUGUGACCGCCAGGCUGCCAUCUGCUUCUCCAAGAGUUCUGAAAACAAGGGCCUUGUUGGAGGUUAUUGUUAG
Molecule: messenger RNA, 459 nt
Organism: Cricetulus griseus (Chinese hamster)
Lineage: Eukaryota; Metazoa; Chordata; Mammalia; Rodentia; Cricetidae
Source: RefSeq, a predicted model, not a curated record